This is a messenger RNA of Symphalangus syndactylus (siamang), 2690 nucleotides long. RefSeq names its product ring finger protein 121 (gene RNF121). The record is from RefSeq and is a predicted model, not a curated record. Gene Ontology annotation, cellular component: Golgi membrane; endoplasmic reticulum membrane. NCBI's taxonomy places the organism in Eukaryota, Metazoa, Chordata, Mammalia, Primates, Hylobatidae. Gene Ontology annotation, biological process: ERAD pathway. Gene Ontology annotation, molecular function: metal ion binding; ubiquitin protein ligase activity.
GUCUCGCUCCGUGGAGCCCAGCUGAGGGAGCGUCGCGAAAGUUGCCCGUUUAGGAACUCUCCCAUUUGGCUCUCCAAAGGGGAGAACUGGUUAAAUAGUUGCACUGAAAAUAAUGCGAUUCAAGUUUCUCAUUUUCCAAGGACGCUCCCUUGCUGAAGCUUGCAAGGGCACGGGACUCCUCUCUCCUUGAUCCUGAAACAUGCAGCAGGUAGAUAACCUCCUGAUCCCUGACAGCCUCCGCCUGUUUUGAUGCCCCGCCCCCUCUGCUGGAGUCCGAGCCGCCGAUUGGCUAGGAGCACUUGAGCGGCGGAAGCAGCUGUCUCGCGCGGGGACUGCGGUGAGGGGGCGAGCCGUGAAGAUGGCGGCAGUGGUGGAGGUGGAGGUUGGAGGUGGUGCUGCUGGGGAACGGGAGCUGGAUGAGGUUGAUAUGUCAGACCUCUCUCCAGAGGAGCAAUGGAGGGUCGAGCAUGCACGCAUGCAUGCCAAGCACCGUGGCCAUGAAGCUAUGCAUGCUGAAAUGGUCCUCAUCCUCAUUGCUACCUUGGUGGUGGCCCAGCUGCUCCUGGUGCAGUGGAAGCAGAGGCACCCACGCUCCUACAAUAUACAGGAUCUCAGCCUGUCACCCAGGCUGGACGGCAGUGACUCCAUCAUAGCUCACUACAGCCUCAAACACCUGGGCUCAGGCAAUCCUCCUGCCUCAGCCUCCCAAGUAGCUAGGACUACAGUGAAGCUGCACUGGUGGAGGUUCCUAGUGAUCUGGAUCUUGUUCUCUGCUGUCACAGCCUUUGUCACCUUCCGAGCCACCCGAAAACCUCUAGUACAGACAACCCCAAGGUUGGUUUAUAAGUGGUUCCUGCUAAUCUAUAAAAUCAGCUAUGCCACUGGCAUCGUUGGCUACAUGGCUGUCAUGUUUACCCUCUUUGGUCUUAACUUAUUAUUCAAGAUCAAACCAGAAGAUGCCAUGGACUUUGGCAUCUCCCUUCUUUUCUAUGGCCUCUACUAUGGAGUUCUUGAACGGGACUUUGCAGAAAUGUGUGCAGACUACAUGGCAUCUACCAUAGGGUUCUAUAGCAAGUCGGGCAUGCCUACCAAACAUCUUUCAGACAGCGUGUGUGCUGUGUGUGGGCAGCAGAUCUUUGUGGACGUCAGUGAAGAGGGGAUCAUUGAGAACACGUAUAGGCUGUCCUGCAAUCAUGUCUUCCACGAGUUCUGCAUCCGCGGCUGGUGCAUCGUGGGAAAGAAGCAGACGUGUCCCUACUGCAAAGAGAAGGUAGACCUCAAGAGGAUGUUCAGCAAUCCCUGGGAGAGGCCUCAUGUCAUGUAUGGGCAACUGCUGGACUGGCUUCGAUACUUGGUAGCCUGGCAGCCUGUCAUCAUUGGCCUAGUCCAAGGCAUCAACUACAUCCUGGGCCUGGAAUAGUGAUGAAGAGCAUCAGUGGAAAACCCACCCCACACGUCAUGGACCUCAGGGCACUCUCCUCCCUGCCCACAAAGACCUCCUGGGUGGGAAAGACUCAAAGGGGCGCUUGGGCCACUCAGGACCCCUCCGGCUGUGUCGGACUGGGGAGGGAUAUGAUGGAGAGCCAGCCAGUGGGGCUGUCAGCAGUGGGGGGCUUUUUAAAAGAAAACUAUUUUGAUGAAUAUAUUUAAAAAAACUUUUUUUUAUUGUGGAAGAUAGGAAUUGCCCCCCUCCAGGAUUCACCCUCCCUGCCUAAGCAGGGUGGGGACAGAGCCAUGACAUUUUUGGUUUAAAGGAGCCUUCUCAUCUCUGGCUGAGAACACUGUUGGGCUCCCAGGUAGCUGAAGGCCUCAGCCCAUCCACUCCCUUCUUCCCUGUGUGGGGCUCAAGCCUGGUGCACUUAGUAUAGAAGAGCUAACGUACUCAGGCUUGUGCCAUGGGUGAGCACUGAGGCUCCAAGUAUCCUCCCUCCCCCACUGUCUGGCACACAGGACAGGUGUUGCGUCUGACUCUGUCUCCCCCUGUCCAGGAGCUAUAGGCUGGUUGAGGCAAGUGGAACCUUAUCAGCGACUUGUCCAACAAGGGAAGCCUUGGGGCCUCAGAAUUCAUUGAAGAUUUGUUUUGGGACAACUGGAAGAAUCAGCACCAUGGAUACGCGCCUGUGGGCAGGGCUGUGGUCAGCCAAGAAUAGAGGUCAUAUAGUUGGGCCAUGGGGCAGUUGUUGGCAGCCAUGACUGACGGCCCCUUGUGCAAGCUCAUUCUUCAGUGGAUCCUUCAGUGGAGUGGUGACACGUGCCAAUGGUCACUCUGCCACAUCACUUCCUUCCUGAAAGCCUAAGAGUGCGUAUGCAUGUGUGUGUGUACGUGAGGCAGGAGAAUAUGACAGAUGUCAGCUUCUCCCUGUGUCAGAUGAUAUGCCCUUGAAGCUGGCAGGGGAUUCCCAGUCCAGGGAAUAUCCCUACAUGAUUUUUGUCAUUCAUGGGUCCUCCCUGGGCCUGACAACAGGAGUGGUGGGUGGGUGAGUACAGGUUCUAAGAGGGGGCUUCUAGGAAGGCCCAAGCCCUAGUCCUAGGUGACUUGAAUAAAGUGGGAGGUCAAACAUGGGCCUUCGGCAUUGGGUUUCUAGGGAAUAUGGCCCAGUAGGGCCUGCCCCUUCAAGGGCAGCAAGAACCAAGCAGGAUGUUGUCACUCCUGUCUGAAUAAAGCUCCAUGAGCUGGGUUGGAAAGCUGA